UUAUUUUCUUUUCUCCUUUGUUUAUUAUUCGCAUCUUUAAUUGUUUGAAUUCUGGACUGCACGUGUUGGAUUCAUUUAGAUUUUCUUAUAAACUAUUUGCAAUUUAAUUGUUUAAAACUUAAUUUGUUUGUGUUCAGCUUGAAAGCAAUAAACACAUUAUGAAGUGGACCACGGCAAAUGUAAAAAACCCUAACUAUACACAAAACCAUGAAAUAUUUGUUGGCACACAUACGGGUUCCUUUAAAAAAGUAAUGCCAACAUAUCAAGACAAUCCCUUUAAACAACAAAAUUUGCGGGAUUUAGAAAAGUUAGAUAAGGACUCAGUUGUAACUGCAUUAGCCUUCGGCGAUGCAGACAAGUCGGAAAUAUUGAUUGGACGAGCACAUAAUACUGUUGAAAUACAUUCAGUGCAAACAGGACAGUUGGAGCGUGCCAUACAAGUGAAAUCAGCACCUGUGGUUGGAUUAGCACGUUUCGGUGAAGUUUUAAUUGCUGGCUUAGGAAAUGGUGAAGUGCAACAUGUUUUGCUUGAUCAGGAAAACCCAAAAAAAUUUUCUAUAAAUACGGGUGAUGAUAUGGCACAUUUGCGUCAAUGUCUAACUUAUCGUAAUCUAGUUGCGACUGGUGGUAAAGGCAGACAAAAUAAUCUUAAGAUUUAUGAUAUGGCUGUAGAUGGGAAACAGAUUUUCUCUUCCAAAAAUCUACCUAAUGACUAUUUACAAUUAGAGGUGCCCGUUUGGGAUUGUGAUGUGGGUUUUAUUGCUUCUUCACAUACUCUGGCGACAUGUUCACGUUAUGGUUAUGUGCGUGUUUAUGAUACACGCAAGCAACGCCGACCAGUGCAGUGUUUCGCUACCGAGAAUCAAUUAAGUUUUACAACUUUGACAGCACAUGAUAACUAUAUCUAUACGGGUACUACUAUGGGUGCACUGAAAGCUUUCGAUAUACGGAAUAUGAAGAAUUUUGUGCAUACAUAUAAAGGUUUUACCGGCGGUAUUAGCGAUGUUUGCUUGGAUGCUACGGGUAAAUAUUUGGCUAGUGCUUCUUUGGAUCGUUAUGUACGUGUGCACCAUGUGGACUCCUGUGUGUUGCAAUAUCAAUGCUAUAUUAAAUCAAAAGCAAUGCGGGUGUUAUUACGUGAAUGUACGGAGGAACCUAGUAGUGUAAUGACCAAUGAUGAUGUAGAAGGGGAAAAAGUGCCACAAAAUUCAUUACAAAAAAGCAAUAAACGUAAACGCAAAGAAGAUCAGGAUGAUGAAUAUGAAGCUAUGUUUGAAAAUAUGCAAACUAUAUGUGAAAAUGAUGACAACGACAAAGUAAUAAAUCCUUUAAACAAAGCGAACAAAGUGAAAUCAAGCACAAAGAGGAAAACUGAUUUAAAUGCUGUUAAAAACAAAAAGAAAAAAUAAAACAAAUUUUUUUUAUUGUUAAG
This is a messenger RNA of Teleopsis dalmanni, 1432 nucleotides long. Its product is annotated as WD repeat-containing protein 74. NCBI's taxonomy places the organism in Eukaryota, Metazoa, Arthropoda, Insecta, Diptera, Diopsidae. Gene Ontology annotation, molecular function: protein binding. Gene Ontology annotation, cellular component: nucleolus; preribosome, large subunit precursor. The record is from RefSeq and is a predicted model, not a curated record. The coding region runs from base 159 to 1409 and encodes 416 amino acids. Gene Ontology annotation, biological process: ribosomal large subunit biogenesis. The transcript is spliced from 4 exons.